AUGUCUGUCGCCUCGCCCAUUAACCUGAUCUUAGUCUCCCUCUUUGGAGUCUUGGUAUACUGGCACUUCCGCCCCAAGGCGCCAAUCGUUCUCCCUCGUGGCCCGCCACCAACUGUCUUCAAGACUUACACCCCCAAAACCUUGAUUGAGUUCAACGGCGAGGAAGGCCGGCCCGUCUACCUCUCCGUCCGCGGCCGCGUCUUCGAUGUCUCCCCCGGCAGGAACUUCUAUGGGCCGGGUGGGCCUUAUGAGAACUUCGCUGGCCGGGAUGCCUCGCGCGGCUUGGCUUGCCAGAGUUUCGAUGAGGAGAUGCUGACAAAGGACUUGUCGGCACCGCUGGAUGAUCUGAAGGACUUGGACGCGGACCAACUAGAGAACCUACAGUCGUGGGAAGACCGCUUCUUGGAGAAGUACCUGGUUGUCGGAAAGUUGGUCGCUGAAGGCGAUCCCGAAGCUCCGAAAUCGUAA
Penicillium coprophilum is the source of this 468-nucleotide messenger RNA. RefSeq names its product cytochrome b5-like heme/steroid binding domain-containing protein. NCBI's taxonomy places the organism in Eukaryota, Fungi, Ascomycota, Eurotiomycetes, Eurotiales, Aspergillaceae. Gene Ontology annotation, cellular component: membrane; endomembrane system. The coding region runs from base 1 to 468 and encodes 155 amino acids. The transcript has 2 exons. The record is from RefSeq and is a predicted model, not a curated record.